AUGGAUCGUCGUGCAGGGCAAGAGAGGGUGACCCUCCCUCCCCUCUCGUCACUCACAUCUUCCAUCGAUCUCGAACGCAGGCGCGACCAUCAAACCUUUCAAGAGCCCAACGCAGCUGCGCAAAAUCGACCAGCCGAUCCUCGUGGCCUCGCUAUAGCCGAGCUCGACAACAGAGAUGAGCGUUUUGGACAUCAUGACCGUCGUCCUUUUACAGAUCUUCAUCCUCAUCCAACGAGAGACCCGCAACGAGUCUCGGCGGAGAACUCGUCUUCUCACGCUCCCUAUACUGGCUUGCCAUCCAUCUCUACGCCCUCGUCUUCUCGUCAUGACGUGCCAGGCCCCUCGAGAACACCCACCUUUCCCAAAGCUCCAGCGCGAUCCGUCGUCGAGUCGAAUCGACCUCGUGCCUACUCGUCACCGCACCGGCCUCACCCACAGUCCCUCGCACGAGGACCGUCUCUCUCCGUUGCCGCUGAACUUGAUCAGCUCCUCGAAGGACUCUUGUACGUUCAAGACAUCAAUCGUCGCCUCGGACUCGCGGUCGGUGACCCUGCAUCGCCGUCCAUCUUCCAUAGCCCUCGCGCUGCUGAGAUGCUCAACGAUAAGCUUCUUGACGAGCUGGAUACCUUGUCGUUCUUCUCUCAGAGCCGCGCCGAGUCGGUUGCACAGCAUCUCGGGCUUUUCACCUACCAGCCUCCCCGCACAGCCUCAUCUCAUUCAGGAUCAACUCGAGGCAUUGCGGACCGAGACAGCAGUUUCAUCGCGCCACCCCUUCCUUCGGGACAGACUGAUCACGCGCCCUGGCAUCCCAAGCCGUCCCGACAGCACCAACAUUGGGACGACCGGCGCCGUGCGGAUCUCGACUAUGCACACGACGCAGAGGCAAUCGAGCAUCCGCAAUCCCAAAGACGUCUUAGCGGGGGCGCGCAGGACAUCUCCUCGGCACCUUCCGAGCAUGCCGGGCCAUCAUUUCGCGCUCCAUCGAGAGCGAUCUCUCUCGAGUAUCCGCGGUCCUUGUCGCAACGUCAACACAGCGGUGCACCGGAGCGCGAUGGGGCAGAUGCGCCUCGUAUUGACGCAGAAUCGAGGCUUCCUUAUGGUCAGGCAAUGCAGUACCCCUAUGGGCAUGCAGGCAUGCUUCCCACGUACCCCGCAGAAGGCCAACAUCAGCAGCAGAUGGACCUGUUGGAUCGCAGACGCCUCGCCGGCAAAGGCAUGAAGAGGGUCCGAAAGCGAAAGAACGAGCAUCAUCAGGAGUGUCUCGGGUGUCAAGCGAAAGAGACGCCAGAGUGGAGGAAAGGCCCCAUGGGACCGCGAACGCUGUGCAAUGCGUGCGGUCUCCUCUAUGCCAAGCUCACCAAGCGCAAGCAGCAGGAGGCCGAAGCGGCUGCCAAGGCCAGCGGCAAGACGGCCGAAGAGAUCGUUCGAGAACGUGAAGAGUCGCCAGGAGCCAAGCAAGCCAGCCUGGAAGCGCUUCGAGCCGAGCUCAACCUGGUCAAUGGCCUGCGCAAUCGAUCCACUUCGUCCUCUGCGCCGCUCGGCGAUGCCACCGUGUUCGAAGCUCCAUCUUCGCGAUUCCAAGACGAGGGAUACUACGAGCCAGCUUCGAGUCGACCGUGGUCCGGUCGCUACCCUGACGAUGCGCAGCCUUUUGCCCAUCAGCCGCCUUCUCACCGCGCGGCGAUGGAUCCUAGCCGAUCCACCUCGCUCGGUCAAGCCGAUAACUUCCAUGCCUUGUCUACCCGUCCGAUGGAACCAAGUGCUGGUCCAUCGGCCUCUCGGGCCCCUUUCCUGCCAAUGGCUAACACGCGACCGUACACGGGAGGUGCAGCUGCCCCCUCGCUUCCCCUGCCACUCAAUCCAGGUCGCCAACGGUCCAGCACGCUGCAGCCGCCAGCGACUCAUGGAUACGGCUCGUCCAGCUCCGAGGCACACCGUCGGCAUCAUCCCUAUAUGUAG
Messenger RNA from Kalmanozyma brasiliensis GHG001, 1959 nucleotides. Its product is annotated as Zinc finger, GATA-type. NCBI's taxonomy places the organism in Eukaryota, Fungi, Basidiomycota, Ustilaginomycetes, Ustilaginales. The transcript has a single exon. Gene Ontology annotation, biological process: regulation of DNA-templated transcription. Gene Ontology annotation, molecular function: zinc ion binding; sequence-specific DNA binding. The record is from RefSeq and is a predicted model, not a curated record. The coding region runs from base 1 to 1959 and encodes 652 amino acids.